CUCCUCCCUUGUCCCCGGCGUCCGGAGCUCGAGAGAGAGAGGAUGAGGCGGCGAGCGGAGAGCUGGGGCUGAAGCGCGGUUGCUGGGUGACCGACCCAGUCGGAGCCGGGACCGGCAUCAUGGCCGAAUCCACUUCUCCACUGAAGCACUUUGUGCUGGCGAAGAAGGCAAUUACUUCUAUCUUUGAUCAGUUACUGGAGUUUGUCACUGAAGGAUCACAUUUUGUUGAAGGAACUUACAAGAAUCCAGAACUUGAUCGAAUAGCUACUGAAGAUGAUCUAUAUGAAAUACUGGGGUAUAAAAACAAGCUUUCCAUCAUAGGUGAGGUUCUGUCUCGGAGACACAUGAAAGUGGCAUUUUUUGGCAGGACUAGCAGUGGAAAGAGCUCUGUUAUCAAUGCAAUGUUAUGGGAUAGAGUCCUCCCUAGUGGGAUUGGCCAUACAACAAAUUGUUUCCUGAGUGUUGAAGGAACUGAUGGAGAUAAAGCCUAUCUAAUGACAGAAGGAUCAGAUGAAAAGAAGAGUGUGAAGACAGUUAAUCAGUUGGCCCAUGCCCUUCAUAUGGACAAAGACUUGAAAGCUGGCUGUCUUGUACAUGUGUUUUGGCCAAAGGCAAAAUGCGCCCUCUUGAGAGAUGAUCUGGUUUUAGUAGACAGCCCAGGAACUGAUGUCACUACAGAACUGGAUAGCUGGAUUGACAAGUUUUGCUUAGAUGCUGAUGUCUUUGUUUUGGUUGCAAACUCUGAAUCCACAUUAAUGAACACGGAAAAACAGUUUUUUCACAAGGUAAAUGAGCGACUUUCCAAACCAAAUAUUUUCAUUCUGAAUAAUCGUUGGGAUGCCUCUGCAUCAGAGCCAGAGUAUAUGGAAGACGUACGUAGGCAGCAUAUGGAAAGAUGUUUGCAUUUCUUGGUAGAGGAGCUCAAAGUAGUGGAUCCUUUAGAAGCUCGAAAUCGGAUCUUCUUUGUUUCAGCAAAGGAAGUUCUCAAUGCUAGGAAGCACAAAGCACAAGGAAUGCCAGAAGGUGGUGGGGCACUUGCUGAUGGAUUUCAGGCACGAUUACAAGAGUUUCAGAAUUUUGAACAAAUCUUUGAGGAGUGUAUCUCGCAGUCAGCAGUGAAAACAAAGUUUGAACAGCACACUAUCAGAGCUAAACAGAUUCUAGAUACAGUGAAAAACAUAAUGGAUUCAAUAAACGUGACAGCAGCAGAGAAAAGGGUUUAUUCAAUAGAAGAGAGAGAAGACCAGAUUGAUAGACUGGAAUUUAUCCAAAACCAGAUGAACAUUUUAACACUGGAAGUUAAGAAGAAGAUCAAGGAAGUCACAGAGGAAGUGGCAAACAAGGUUUCAUGUGCAAUGACAGAUGAAAUUUGUCGACUCUCUGUUUUGGUUGAUGAAUUUUGUUCUGAGUUUCAUCCUACUCCAAGUGUAUUGAAAGUAUAUAAAAAUGAGUUAAAUAAGCACAUAGAAGAUGGUAUGGGAAAAAAUUUGGCUGACCGGUGUACCAGUGAAGUUAAUGCUUCAAUGCUUCAGUCCCAGCAAGAAAUUAUUGAAAAUUUGAAACCAUUACUUCCAGCUAAUAUACAGAAUAAACUACAUACAUUGAUCCCUUGCAAGAAAUUUGAUCUCAGCUAUGAUCUAAAUUGCCACAUGUUGUGUUCAGACUUUCAAGAGGAUAUUGUAUUUCGCUUUUCCCUGGGCUGGUCUUCCCUUGUUUAUCGUUUCUUGGGCCCUACCAAUGCUCAGAGGGUGCUUCUAGGAUUAUCAGAGCCUAUCUUUCAGCUCCCUAGAUCAUUAGCUUCGACUCCCACUGCUCCUGCCAAUUCAGCAAUACCAGAUAAUACAUCACAAGAAGACCUCAUGAUUACCUUGAUAACAGGAUUGGCUUCUCUUACAUCUAGAACUUCUAUGGGCAUCAUCGUUGUUGGAGGAGUGGUUUGGAAAACUGUAGGCUGGAAACUCAUAUCUGUUUCAUUAAGUAUGUAUGGAGCUUUGUAUCUUUAUGAAAGGCUGACCUGGACCACACGUGCCAAAGAGAGAGCCUUUAAGCAACAAUUUGUCAACUAUGCAACUGAAAAACUGCAGAUGAUUGUUAGUUUCACAAGUGCGAACUGCAGCCAUCAAGUACAACAGGAAAUGGCAACUACUUUUGCUCGCCUGUGCCAACAAGUAGAUAUUACACAAAGACAUCUGGAAGAAGAAAUUGCUAGAUUAUCCAAAGAAAUAGACCAGUUGGAGAAAAUACAAAACAAUUCAAAACUCUUAAGAAAUAAAGCCGUUCAACUUGAAAAUCAAUUGGAGAAUUUUACUAAACAGUUUCUACGUUCAAGUAGUGAAGGAGCAUCUUAAUAAGAAAUUGCUUUUGGUGAUCAUCAUUGGAGAAAACGUGGAAGAUUGGAGUAGUUGUUAUUUUUAUGAAAUGACUUUAAAUAUGAAUUACACUAUACUUAAGUUGCAAGUCUUUGUGUAGAUUCUGGUAAUGAUCUGUAUCUCAGGGUGUUUGGUUUCUGAAGAGUGUCAUGAUGUCUCUAGUUUUAAUUUGGGGUACUGUAAAGGCUGGUUGUUUAGUGUAUUAAAAUGAAUUAGUCAAAAGCAACAGAACUAUGUGACCCCUGAGGGGUGGGGCCUUGCUCUGAAAUAGGGCUCUCUUUAAUUUUUGAUUCUGAAAAACUCUGCUUCCUGGUAUCCAGGAGUUAGAGGAUAUUCUUUUCAUCUUCAAAACUAAUUUUUGAUGCCUACUUAAUGGGAAGUCACUUCAUUGUUUUAUAUGCUACAUUGAUUUAACCACAGAGGCAGGCGUAAGAAUGUUCUUUGAGUGUAUUAUUUAUGCAAAGUACAUUCACUUUUGCCAUUUUGGCGGGUAUGUAAACCACUAAUGUGCUGUUUUUAAUGCUCAUUAAAAUUGAUGUAAAACAGAAAUGUUCAUUACUAUAGUCUGAGAGUAUGUAGGUCUGGAUUUCUUUAUCUGGUUCUAAACAUAUAAUUAGCUUUGCUUUGAUACAGUUCCAGUAAGGAAAAACUUUCUCGGUCUUAGAAUAAGAUUGGAAGUGGGGGCCGGAGAGAUAGCAUGGAGGUAAGGCGUUUGCCUUGCGUGCAGAAGGACAGUGGUUUAAAUCCCGGCAUCCCAUAUGGUCCCUGGAGCC
Messenger RNA from Suncus etruscus (white-toothed pygmy shrew), 3142 nucleotides. RefSeq names its product mitofusin 1 (gene MFN1). Lineage: Eukaryota; Metazoa; Chordata; Mammalia; Eulipotyphla; Soricidae. The transcript is spliced from 18 exons. Gene Ontology annotation, molecular function: GTP binding; GTPase activity. Gene Ontology annotation, biological process: mitochondrion localization; mitochondrial fusion. The coding region runs from base 120 to 2348 and encodes 742 amino acids. Gene Ontology annotation, cellular component: mitochondrial outer membrane. The record is from RefSeq and is a predicted model, not a curated record.